AUGAAUCUCAUGAUAGUUGCUUCAGCCUUGAUGCUGUCUGUUUUGACAGUCAAUGCUGCUAAAUCAUGUGACAAUGAUGGGGAAUGUAAGCCUGGAUUUUUCUGCAAUCCAACAAAUGACCUUUGUGAGAGACAAUCUGAGGCAGGAGAUCCAUGUACAUUCAACCGUCAGUGCAAGGGAUCAUCUAAUUGUGAAGAAGUUCCAGGAAGUGACCUAGUUGAGAAAGUAUGCACUGAGAGAUGCCGAACAGACACCGACUGCGAGCAGUAUGUUAAACCAAAGCCCAGGCCCAAGGUAAAGUACUGCACUACUGGUGGGCUCGAAACACUUGUGAAAGGAUACUGUUUACCAACAAAGGGAGAAGGAGAGGACUGCAACAGGAGCCCAGAAUGUGAAGGCAAACUUUUCUGCAAACAUGGCACGUGUGUAGAGGCGGCAGAAGCUGUUACGUGUGAACUUGACUGUAAUGGUCCAAGGGAGAAGAACCCAAACAACAUCAAACCAGGAGACACAGUCAAAGUGACUUACUCAUGUACCUUCAUUAGAACUGGGGAGUUUGGACCAUUAUCCAUCAGGCCAAUUUUGAUGCUGAAUAAGAAGCCCAUCAAGCUUGAAAAUGCUCAAAAAGUAUCGGAUUCGCCAGUGACAAUUAGUGGUUCGAGAUCAAUGGUAGCCAGAAAGGGAGAAUUCUCAGCAGAAAUACAAGGGAUGAUGAAAGCAUGUAAAAACCAUCGAAAACUUUGCCGUGCAUCGAAACGCUGCAUCCUCUAGGCUUAAACAUGCAUACUGAAUAUUUUUGAAAUUAUAACAGAUGCAACAACUGGACCUGAAAAUCCUACUACUGAACUUAUAAUAAAAAUAGAACACAUCAUUUACUGUCCGAACUAAAUUAUGAACUAGUGUGUAAUAAAACAAAUUGUAAAUUUAAA
Molecule: messenger RNA, 929 nt
Organism: Owenia fusiformis
Lineage: Eukaryota; Metazoa; Annelida; Polychaeta; Sabellida; Oweniidae
Source: the annotation of a GenBank genome assembly